This is a messenger RNA of Haliotis rubra (blacklip abalone), 1386 nucleotides long. RefSeq names its product sodium-dependent glucose transporter 1A-like. The transcript is spliced from 4 exons. The record is from RefSeq and is a predicted model, not a curated record. Lineage: Eukaryota; Metazoa; Mollusca; Gastropoda; Lepetellida; Haliotidae. Gene Ontology annotation, biological process: transmembrane transport. The coding region runs from base 1 to 1386 and encodes 461 amino acids.
AUGGGGCCUGAAUCCGUCAGGUCAAGGCCGGGAACAGUUCACUUUCGGCAGCAACUACAGGAUCCCGAGUACCGCCGGAAGUUCAUCCACACCCUGAUACUGUACUUUGCGUUCACAGUCAUGGGUGUUUGUCGUGCCAUGCACGACUCGGCAUUCUUGGACCUGGCUCAGAUCACUGGGAGCAAUGUAGAGGAGGCAUCGGUCUUCUAUACAUCCUUUGCGGCAGGGGGACUUGUGGGAUCAGUCUUCAUGGGUGUCCUCCUUGAUAAAUUGGCCAAACACAGGCAAGCCCUUCUGGCCGGCAUUGUUCUUCUGAGCGUUGUCUGCACAAGCGCCAUACCAUGGAGCACGAUCUACGUCUUGACCAUUUCCAUAUUUUUUGUUAAUGGGAUAUUAACAAUGGCCCUUGAUUCAGGUGGAAAUGCUGACAUGCUGAGCACAUGGGGCGUGGGAGGCAAGAUGUUUAUGCAGAUUCUACACUUUGUCUAUGCCAUCGGCACCAUCUUAGCACCCCUCGUCGUGGAACCCUUCUUGGCAGAACAGAAAACACUCAAUGCGACACUCUGUAACAUAUAUGAGGUAUCAAAGGCAUAUAACUACAGCGAUGGAUCCAAUAACUUGAACGAAAGAACCUUCCUUCUUCCUGAGAACUGUGUCCCUUCCGAAAGUCAGAUCCAGUAUGCAUACAUGAUAGCAGCUUCACUCAGUUUUCUGUCAGGAAUCAUGAUAACUGCAGAAUGCUUUUUCAGUCCCCCAGACACGAAAGGUAAAACAAGAAAAGAGAAUCAUCGUAAUCCUCGAGUGCUUCCCAAAUGGCUGCAAGUGCUUAUCCUCGGUAAUAUUGCCCUCUUUUAUUUCUUCAGCUGUUCUAUCUUCAGUGUCACCGUCGGCUACAUGAUGGCGUACUUUGUAAAGGAUCUUGGAUGGAGCAAGGAAAAGACUGCCAAUUUGACAUCAGUCUUUCGGGCGGGUUAUGCUGCCUCACGCUUGCUCUGUGUGCUGCUUUAUCGAGUCCUAACACCUCGUGAGCUUUUGUAUAUUUCUAAUGGUCUAAGUGUGUUGUCUUUAGGUGGUCUCUGGCUCAGCAUAAUUUAUGAGUUUGAGGCGGGGAUCUGGAUCUGCAUGGUUCUUGCGUCAAUAGGACUGUCAGCAAUUUUCCCAACUGGACUUAUAUAUAUAGAAAAUGAUGUCAUGAAGGUGUCCGGAAUGGUGACGUCAGUCAUCUGGGUGGCAGCGAACUUACAGGGAAUUGUGAACCCUUUGUUGGACUUUAUGAUGGCUACUAGGAACGUGUUUGGGCGCUUCUAUUGCCCUCGCAACAAAGCAGAAAUCUCAUUGUACAUACAGCCCAGCACUAAUUUGCCAUUAAGCCAGCGCCGUGAAUAA